This is a messenger RNA of Perkinsus marinus ATCC 50983, 2373 nucleotides long. RefSeq lists its product as hypothetical. The transcript has 21 exons. The record is from RefSeq and is a predicted model, not a curated record. Lineage: Eukaryota; Perkinsozoa; Perkinsida; Perkinsidae. The coding region runs from base 1 to 2373 and encodes 790 amino acids.
AUGAACAACUUUUGGAAGGCUGGUCAUUUCCGACCAUCGACUCACAACGAAGGGGUUGUUGCUGUUGAAGCAUUUGCAGUGCAAUCGUCUUGGACCGUGGUUCCCCAGUUGGAGAACUGCACCCUUGAGCUCAUUGGGGAGAUGCGUGCUGCGACGAGGAUGUCAACAAUAGAGAUCUCGUUCACUGCGGUUUCUGAUGCGGACAAACUGGUCAUCACAGCAUUGAAGCCAACAGGCUUUGAUUUCACUGCGACGAUUGCCCUCUCCGAUGGCCACGAGAUACUCGAUGCUGGUGGUAGCACAGUCCGGCUUGGUGACCUAGGGGGUGAAACUGAGUUCGAUAUCACCACUUUUCUAAUGGACGAGAAACGUGACCAAAUAUCCGCCUAUAAAGAGGGUUUCGAUCUACCAGGCCUCAUCACUGUCUCUGAGGCGAGGCUGUUAUCUCAAGCCACUGCUGACCCGCUGGCUUACCCUGUUUCCUCCCAAUUCGGGAUUCAACUGUCCACCCUUGAGGAGGCAAUGGAGGCCACAGCAAUCCUCUAUACCACUAUGACUAGGACUGCUCAUGCUGGUGAGGCCUUCUAUAUCAACGCUAAGUCGUAUAUGGUGCUUGAUGAGGAUUUCGCUCUCACUGAUGUGGCCGAUAACCGCACCAUAAAGGUUUACACUCCGAUGGAUCCCCGGCGCAUUUACCCUGAUCUUUCCACACUCACUGCUGAGCAGCUGACGAUGCUCCCGACCGAGAGUCUUACUAAGAUGACAGUUGGAUCGAAGUGGCUGUUGGAGACUACCAGGCUACCAGCAGACGGAGGAGCUACUACUGGACUGCCGACGAACACGAAUGAUCGGUUGAUGCGCUCACCAGGAGAGGCAGAAAACGCUGACGGCUCCUGGUUCAACAUGGUUUCUGAAUUGGACUUCGAAGUGGUGCCAGCGUCGUGUUUGACAUGUUCUUGGCACCAUCCUCCCGAUUCGGACAUUCAAGUGUCUCUGGGUUUGGAUCUACUAGGCACCAAGCCUGAUGUGCUCUGUAUUGUGGCACCUCCCGACUUCACAUUCAACAGCCCGGACUGCCUCUACCAAUACAGUGGUACCGAUCUCCAAGGCUGUCGAGUGUCGGCCUUGGAACUGCCUGAUGGCAGUCAGCGUCAGGUUGCUGUUCUUCUCGCCCAAGACGGCGGGCUCCAGUCGCUGCUGCUCAGUCUGGUCAUCACAGUGAGGACACCGCCUCAGACUCCAGCCUCUAUCAAAUGGUAUGUCCGAGCGUUGAAGCUCACGAAGGAGGAGUCCUCACCAGCUCUGAGCUCUAUAGCUAAUUUCGUGUAUAGUCCAGUGAACCACAGCGAAGUGGGAUGGUCGGAGCAUGCUGGCUUCGAGGUCAGACAAAUGAAAGAUGCACGUAUUUUAUACCCAUCCAUUCCGAGCAAGCAGCACAAUAACAUGAGACUCCUCAUGGCAAUAGGAUUCGCCACUGAGCAGACGUUCGAUCUCUCAGGCGGCUCCGUCAGGGUCAUCCUACCCGAGACCUUUGAAGUGUACUGUGACACCCUCGAAGUCUCCUACCUGCCAGUAUCCGAUAACAGCAUCGAAAAGUGCAGCACCAUCCGUUCCAAGGGAAGUGGAAAGCUUAUCGUACAGCUUCGGCUCAUCGACGUUUUACCAGCUAGAGAUUACGGCCUUUCGUGGCUGAUCAAUACCCCAGAAGUGACCCCAGAGCCCAAUAAUUUGACGAUCGCUAUAGUGGAUCAAUACGGCCGUGUUCAGGAUGCAGCCAUGACCAUUCCGAGUUCCAAGGUCGAAUAUGGAACUCCGAUUACGGCGUCUUAUCGAGUUAUAUUCCAGCAUGAUACAGUAUCGUCCAACGAGCCCGAUGAUGGGACACUUUCCACAACAACUCUCAGCACCGCCGCUUUAACGGAGGGAAUACUGGACUAUCGCGUAACGUUGAUGUUCAAUGUCACCAAGGACUUCCCAACAGAUGGCGGCAUCGACAGAAUUCGCAUUGAAUAUCCGGCCGGUGUUGUCCAUAACGAAGCUCAGCGGGAGCUCCCAGGGACUUGGUUUGAUGUGCAGUUCAAUAGCGAGCUGCGAGAAGCUAUACAGGAGGUCGUGUUGGAAAGCAACAAGGCAGUGAUUAUGUUCUUCAAAGAAGAUGCUCGGCGUCUUCAACCUGGCCAGUACUCCGUCACUGGUAAGUCGCCCGUCAUAAUGGAUGAGACGGUGAGAGCUCGUGCUUUCAGUGCCGGUUACUCUGCCGGACUCCAAGUCAGACCCUCCAGGAUUCAACUUCUACCAUUUGACCUUCUGCAGAUCCUCAGGCAACUGCAGUCCUGCGUACGAGUCCUCCUGUGUCCUAAGUCGGAAACAUGA